AUGUCAAGUCUCAAGCGCAAGGCAGGUCCAACAGCCGCAGCGAAUGAUCCUAAGAAGCCUAAGAAAGACGCGAGCCUGACUUCAUUCUUCGGUCAACCGAAGAUUGUCCAUUCCACAACAGGCAGUAACUCGUCUGCGCACGCCGAAGCUCAAGGAGCAGCACCAAACUUCGACAAAGCGAAAUGGGCUGAAACUCUAAGUGCGGAGCAGAAGGACCUUCUGAAGCUUGAGAUCGAUACUCUCGACCCUACUUGGCUGGCGCACCUGAAGGACGAGAUCACUACACCAGGCUUCCUUAAGCUCAAGAAGUUCUUGAAGAGCGAAAUUGAUUCAGGGAAGACCGUGUUCCCACCUCUGGAGGAAGUGUAUAGCUGGUCUCGCCAUACACCACUGAACACUGUUAAAGUCGUAAUACUAGGACAAGAUCCUUACCACAACCACAAUCAAGCCCAUGGCCUCUGCUUCUCCGUUCGACCACCAACACCGGCGCCUCCUUCUCUCAAGAACAUGUUCAAAGAGCUGAAAGAUGAAUAUCCAUCCUUUACGCCUCCACCCAAGAACGGCGGGUUGCUUACACCCUGGGCCGAACAGGGUGUCCUCAUGUUGAAUACCUGUCUUACUGUUCGAGCACACGAUGCCAACUCACAUUCCAAUCAAGGCUGGGAGCCAUUCACACAGAAGGUCAUCGACCUGGUCGCCAAAUUACGCACUCGAGGCGUCGUAUUCAUGGCAUGGGGUUCGCCUGCCCAGAAGCGCUGCACUAAGAUCACGGGUGGGAAACAUCUUGUGCUGAAAGCUGUACACCCUAGCCCGCUGAGUGCUGCAAGAGGGUGGUUCGGCUGCGGGCACUUCAAGCAAGCUAAUGAUUGGCUCGAGACACGUUAUGGCAAAGAUGGCAUUAUCAACUGGGAUUUGAAUGUGCAGAAGCCGAUCAAGGCACCCGAAGUGACUGGUGAGCCCGUAAAGGUCGCCGAGAGCCAGCAGAAGUCGAAUACAGUCAAAGAAAGCGGACCUGCUACUGAGUUGCCAGAGGUCAAAGCAGGAAAGCCUGCAUCUCAGAAGGAGGAUUUUGAUGACGAGGAAGACGAAGACGCUAUCGAAGCUUUGAAUGAGCUAGCGAACAGCGAUGCUGCUGAACCUUCCCGUGAGGAUGUGCCAGGCAAGAGCAACGAGACUGCGAACGAACCAGACAGUGGGAAGGUGAAAGACGAUGUCGAUAUAGCAGAACAGGAUCAGGAAGACAAAGAGAACAGGCAAGUAUCAGCUCAGUGA
Molecule: messenger RNA, 1272 nt
Organism: Lithohypha guttulata
Lineage: Eukaryota; Fungi; Ascomycota; Eurotiomycetes; Chaetothyriales; Trichomeriaceae
Gene: UNG1
Product: uracil DNA glycosylase
Exons: 2
Coding region: 1-1272 (423 amino acids)
Biological process (GO): base-excision repair; base-excision repair, AP site formation via deaminated base removal
Cellular component (GO): nucleus; mitochondrion
Molecular function (GO): uracil DNA N-glycosylase activity
Source: RefSeq, a predicted model, not a curated record